Molecule: messenger RNA, 1654 nt
Organism: Musa acuminata AAA Group (dessert banana)
Lineage: Eukaryota; Viridiplantae; Streptophyta; Magnoliopsida; Zingiberales; Musaceae
Product: lipoyl synthase 1, chloroplastic-like
Exons: 5
Coding region: 50-1276 (408 amino acids)
Biological process (GO): lipoate biosynthetic process
Cellular component (GO): chloroplast; mitochondrion
Molecular function (GO): 4 iron, 4 sulfur cluster binding; lipoate synthase activity
Source: RefSeq, a predicted model, not a curated record
CGGGAGCUUUCUUUCUUGUUCGAUCAAUUUCGGAGCUCAAUCGGCGAAAAUGUUUCAGAAAUCGCUCGCCAGCCCUUUCGGCCCGCCGAUUCCGAUCGGUUCCCUCAAGCCUUGGUCCAAGAGCUCCCGGAAUUUAAACGUCGUUGUUCGAUCUGAAGCGGUCGAUGCUUCGAACAGGGCGGAUCCGAAACCUAAUCCGGCGCCGUCGAAGCUGUUCGAAUCGUCGUCGUCGGCGGCGGCGGGGCCGUACCCGGGCGGAAUGGGGCUGCACACCGGCCGGGAUCCGACGGUGAGGAAGCCCGAGUGGCUGCGGCAGAGGGCGCCGCAUGGGGAGAAGUACGCGAGGCUGCAGGAGUCGCUUGCGGAGUUGAAGCUGAACACCGUCUGCGUGGAGGCGCAAUGCCCCAACAUCGGAGAGUGUUGGAAUGGAGGGGGAGGAGCAGGCGGCGAAGGGGAUGGUAUUGCGACUGCGACGAUUAUGCUUCUAGGGGAUACCUGCACCCGUGGCUGUAGAUUUUGUGCGGUGAAAACCAGCAGAAACCUGGCACCACCGGAUCCUAUGGAGCCCCAGAACACAGCUAAGGCAAUUGCAAGUUGGGGGGUGGACUAUGUUGUGCUUACAAGUGUAGAUCGUGAUGACCUACCUGAUGGCGGAAGUGGCCAUUUUGCUCAGACAGUCAAAGCUUUGAAGAAGCUUAAACCCGAUAUUUUGGUCGAAUGUCUAACUUCUGAUUUUCGAGGAGAUCUUGAGGCUGUCUCACUGUUGGCAGAUUCUGGCCUAGACGUAUUUGCCCACAACAUUGAGACCGUGAGGCGGUUGCAAAGAAUUGUUAGAGAUCCUCGGGCAGGGAUGGCCGAACGAAUCAUUACUCCUUCUCCUAGAAGCCACUCAGGAGGCUCAAGCCAAACCAAACCUCAGGGCCACUGCACACCUGAAUCAACUAAUAAACCAGGCGACCUCCUCCUGCAAUACCAACAAGAAAUGGAUAAGCUCAGAGCCAAGACACGUGAAGGACUCACAUUUGAUGAAAUGGGACUAUCUGAAAGAAGACUUGGAGCAAUUCAAAAGGAAGCCUCCCUACAAGCAUGUGAAGCAUUACAGCAAUUCAUGGACAUCCACCUAAUCAAGACUAAAGAAUAUCAAAGAAGGAGCGGUGGAAAAGACAACUGGUACAAGGACUGGUUACCAGUUGUCCUCCAGCAGCAACAACAACUGGAGAAGGCUCUAUCUCUGGCAAAAGACGUCUCACAAAGGACAACUAGCUUUAGCCUUUAGAGGUCCUGCAACAGCUGGAGCAUCUACUUUUCUUAGCCGCCAAGUAAAAACAAGUUGCGUGGGGUAGAGCACCUGUUUUUCUUAGCUGUCAAACGAGUUGAGCCCCGGGGAGCCGCUCGUAGUGUCAUCAAUAAUUGUACUAAGGAAUAUCCUUUCCUUCAGUAGGAAGUCUAGAAAUAUAUUAGAAGAAGAGAUAAGAAUGCGAUGGGGCCCAAUGAGUACCCGGUUCUAUCCUCUUCCUCUAUAUAUUCUCUAGCUUAGUCUCUUGCAAGACAUCGGUCGAAAAACCAGAGUCUUACUUGAGAAGAAGUCUAAGUCCAAUCCUUUGUAAGCAUUUUAAGCUUUCUAUAGUUCUUUGUGCUUAUCAUUUCUUACAAA